Molecule: messenger RNA, 834 nt
Organism: Dibothriocephalus latus
Lineage: Eukaryota; Metazoa; Platyhelminthes; Cestoda; Diphyllobothriidea; Diphyllobothriidae
Source: the annotation of a GenBank genome assembly
GCUGUUGCUUCCAUCGAUCUUACAACGCUUGCUGGAGACGAUACAUCAGCGAAUGUGGCAAGGUUAUGUGCGAAGGCAAAGCGGCCCCUAAGCACGUCAAUACUUGACAAGCUAAAUGAGAAGUAUGCCAUCAAACCAGAAGAAGUUAGAACUGCUGCUGUCUGUGUAUAUCCGUAUCAGGUUGAGACAUCAGCCAAUUAUUUACGUCAAAUAGGGGCCCCCGACAUCCCAAUCGCGGCAGUCGCCACCGGGUUUCCAUCGGGCCAGUACUCGCUAAAAUCAAGAUUAGAAGAAAUUGAUUAUGCUAUAACUAGUGGUGCCACCGAAAUUGACAUCGUCAUCAAUCGUACUCUCGCGCUUGAGGGAAGAUGGAAGGAAUUGUUUGAUGAAGUAUGUUGCAUGAGGCAGGCAUGUGGUGACAGGGCCCACCUCAAGACUAUCUUGGCUGUUGGUGAACUCGGCUCGUACUCCAACGUGUACGCUGCUUCAAUGGCUUGCAUGCUGGCCGGCGCAGACUUCAUAAAAACAUCUACUGGCAAAGAGUCGACCGUGAAUGCUACGCUGCCCGUCACUGCUGUUAUGUGCCGAGCCAUUAGUGAUUUCUAUGACAUCUAUGGGGUCAAGGUUGGCUACAAACCAGCAGGCGGACUUAAGACCUGGAAGGACGCACUUGCCUUUAUUUCGCUUGUACACGGCUACCUUGGCGAGGAUUGGGUGAACCACGACUACUUCCGGAUCGGUGCUAGCUCUCUGUUAGGUAGCGUCGAGUCGCGGAUAUUUAGUGUCCUACACGGCGGUCGGGCACCCUUACCUGGCGAACUGGCUUUCAUGUAG